AAAAACCUCUAAAUCUAGAGAAUAGGAUUUAGAUUUUAGAUAAAGAAAAGAAAGGCAGCUCUUUGCUAACUAAAAUGCAACUCUUGACCUUCUCUCUCUAUACUCUGUUUCUCUCUCUAGAGUAGUUGUCCAUUCUCUCUCUACGAAUGAGGGGAUACUGCCAUUAUUCCCGAACAAUCCAAGCGCCAUUUAGAUGACGACGCCGUUUUCAGCCGUCAUCGCCGCCUCAUUAUUAAUCCUCUUCGCCCUACGCCCUCCUCCGCCCUCCGCCCAUGCACUGGGCGGCUCCGCCGCCACCGUCGCCGUAGUCUACGGCUCCGCCACCACCAUCUGCACCAUAACCGCGCAGCCGCCCGUCCAACAAAUCCAAUGCUGGAGGAACGGCCUCCUCCUGCCGCCCAUCCUCCCCAACACCUCCUUCGACGCCGUCGCCGGCGGCAGAGACACUCUCUGCGGCGUCCGCUCCGGCGGCUUCAGCCUCCUCUGCUGGAACACCACCUUCGCCCCCAAGAGAAUCUACAACAACGCAUCAGCUCCGCUCACCUCGCUCACAGUUGGCGCCACCCAAAUUUGCGCGUUGCGAAACGUAUCUUCAUCCGAAUCCGAUAACGCAAUCUGCUGGCGGCAAAAUAGCGCUUCUUCGCCUCACAUUCCGAGAUAUUCCCAAUUCCGCGUGAUUUCAUCGGGUCUGCUAUUCUCCUGCGGAGUCACUCGUAUCGGAAAUAGGGUUCUGUGCUGGGGCGAUGACGCGAUUUCCAAUUCGAUUCAAUCGGAGCUGCAGAAUUACUCGAUGCUGAAUAUUCAAGUCGGCGGGAAAUUCGCGUGCGGAAUCAAUGUCACAGGAUACAUAAUCUGUAAAGGCAGCAACGACAGCGGCCAACUGAAUACGCCUCUCGAAACCGCUCGCGAUUUCAGCGGGGUGGCGGUCGGCGCCAAUCACGGGUGCGCGAUUCGGAAAACCAACGGCGCGGUGGUUUGUUGGGGCGGAGAUGGAAAUGCACAGUUUUCCAGUAAAAUCACCGAUGACAUUUCAUUUGAAACGAUUGUUGCAGGCCCCGAUUUCACCUGUGGAUUGACCACCAGCAAUUUCUCCAUCAUUUGCUGGGGCCCUGGCUGGCCUAACGAGUAUUACGCAUCGGGGAUUCUUCUCCCCCUGCCGAAAACCCUACCGGGGCCCUGCAUCGACACUGCGUGUGAGUGCAAUGUGUAUCCCGGCUCUGAAAUCCUCUGCUCUGGAAAUGGCCACAUUUGCGGGCAUUGCGAUUUCUCAAGUCCAAUUCCACCAUUUCUGGAGCCUGCGGUGGUUAGUCACCCCAAUUCAAGGGGUUUAAGGCGAGGUUUGUUGGCUUUCGCCAUUGUUGGAUCAGUUGGAGGAAUAGCAGGGAUCGCCACAGUGAUCUAUUGUUUCUGGACCGGUGUUUGCUUGGGGAAGAAGAAGAUCCAUAACUCCGUGCAGCCGACUAUGACCGCAGCUGCUCCUCCGCAGCCUAACAGCAGCCCGCCGUCGCGAUCAUCCACUCUGCGGCGGCAGGGGUCGCGGCUGAUGAGGCGGCAAAGGAGCGGAACCUCGUCCAAGCACGCUGACAAGGCGGAGGAGUUCACAUUCGCCGAUCUCGUCGCGGCCACCAACGAUUUCUCGUUGGAGAACAAGAUCGGAGGCGGGAGCUUCGGAGUGGUUUACAGAGGGAAACUCGUCGACGGCCGUGAAGUCGCCAUCAAACGGAGCGAGACCGGCGGCAAGGCCAAGAAGUUUCAAGAGAAGGAGAGCGCAUUCGAGUCGGAGCUCGCCUUCCUAUCGCGGCUGCACCACAAGCAUCUGGUGAGGCUCGUUGGAUAUUGCCAUGAACGCGAUGAGAGGCUCUUGGUGUACGAGUUCAUGAAGAACGGAGCUCUCCACGACCAUCUGCACAGCAAGAACAACGUGGAGAAGAGCAGCAGCUUCGUGAAUUCUUGGAAAGUGAGGAUCAAGAUUUCACUUGACGCAGCUCGCGGCAUUGAGUAUCUGCAUAACUACGCAGUGCCGCCUAUAAUCCACCGCGAUAUCAAGUCCUCGAACAUACUGCUGGACGCGAAUUGGACGGCGAGGGUGUCGGAUUUCGGGCUGUCGCUGAUGGGGCCGGAGGACGACCGCGACUACCGGCCGACCAAGGCGGCCGGGACGGUGGGGUACAUCGACCCGGAGUACUACGGGCUGAACGUGCUGACGGCGAAGAGCGACGUGUACGGGCUCGGGGUGGUGCUGCUGGAGCUGCUGACGGGGAAGAGGGCGAUAUUCAACGGGGGGGAGCCGAUGAGCGUGGUGGACUACGCGGUGCCCGCGAUCAUGGGCGGGGAGGUGGGCGGGGUGCUGGACGAGCGGGUGGGGCGGCCGGAGGGGAGCGAGGCGGAGGCCGUGGAGCUGGUGGCGUACACGGCGAUGCAUUGUGUGCAUUUGGAGGGGAAGGAUAGGCCUACCAUGAAUGACAUUGUUGCUAAUCUGGAGCGAGCGCUGGCGCUGUGUGAUGAUAGCCAUGGCAGCAUCUCUAGUGGUCCAAUCUCCAUUCUUUCCGAUUGAGACUAGUAACCAUCAAUUCAUUUUCCAAGAUUCUUUUUUAUUUUUAUUUUUUUGGGAAGUUAAAUAUGUGGGUGUUAUUAUUGAUCAUUUUGUAGUGUAAAGAGUAAGUUCUAACAUGAGGUGUAGAGCAGAUUUGUUCACUUAAUCUGAUAUUUUUCUUUCCAAUGGAAAAUAGUUAGUUUUGUCGA
Messenger RNA from Salvia miltiorrhiza (redroot sage), 2742 nucleotides. Its product is annotated as putative serine/threonine-protein kinase-like protein CCR3. NCBI's taxonomy places the organism in Eukaryota, Viridiplantae, Streptophyta, Magnoliopsida, Lamiales, Lamiaceae. Gene Ontology annotation, molecular function: protein serine/threonine kinase activity; ATP binding. The transcript has a single exon. Bases 194 to 2554 code for a protein of 786 amino acids. Gene Ontology annotation, biological process: protein phosphorylation. The record is from RefSeq and is a predicted model, not a curated record.